UUCAGUCAAGGGAGGAACCGCAGAGGCUAGGCCGGCCGGUCGCGGUCUUGAGCGGGCGUGAAGAUGGAGUCCUUCACGGAGGCCCCGCGCCCCGGCUCCGGUGCGGGUGGCCAAAAGAGGCAGGCCAGCCGCGCCGCGACAAUCAUUUCACGCCAACCACGGCGGCGAUUCCGAGGGGCACUCCUUUGAGGAAGCCCCGUCGAGAGAGCCUCCUUCUUCUCUUCUCUCGCGAUUCCGAUGCGAUU
Molecule: messenger RNA, 245 nt
Organism: Geodia barretti
Lineage: Eukaryota; Metazoa; Porifera; Demospongiae; Tetractinellida; Geodiidae
Source: the annotation of a GenBank genome assembly